Molecule: messenger RNA, 5869 nt
Organism: Mya arenaria
Lineage: Eukaryota; Metazoa; Mollusca; Bivalvia; Myida; Myidae
Product: negative elongation factor A-like
Exons: 11
Coding region: 16-1647 (543 amino acids)
Biological process (GO): negative regulation of transcription elongation by RNA polymerase II
Cellular component (GO): NELF complex
Source: RefSeq, a predicted model, not a curated record
GGUUUCUUUUUCAAUAUGGCCGCCGGUGACACUGCUCUCUGGCUGCACAACAAACUUGGCUCCACCGACGACUUGUGGUCUGGAAAGACAAUAUGUUCCCAGCUUUCACAGGACAGACUACAAAGCAUCCAUGCAUGCUUUCAUACCCUCCAACCCCACGUCAAAGUGAAACUAAUGUUAUCCUUUCUUCAUAUUCCGAGAAGAAACGUCGAUUUGUGGAAGGGUUACUUAGAGGAAAUCCUGAUGGUGGCGAUCCAUGACACAGACCAGUGGGUGUCAAUGGUUGGGGAGAUUCUCCGCACCUUCCCGGCCACUGGGGCUCUCAAUCUUGAACUUGAGGACAACAAUGGAACCUUUGCUGAGGUGCUCACUGACCUCAAGAAGCUUGUGAAGAAGAGUGUGGAUGUUCGUAUGUUACCAAUGGAGUGUCAGUUCUUGAACAAGACUGCCCUUGUGGCCACCACAGGACAGCAGCCAGUGCCCACUAAACACUUUGCCCUCAAACGGAAACCCAAGUCUGCCACUCUCCGUGCUGAACUCCUCCAGAAAUCUUCGGAGGCAGCAUUAAACAGAAAGAGGAAUGGAUCCGAUAUUAUGCCCCUCAAAGUGAGAAGCUUUGCAAAGAAAAUGGAUGAUUCAACACCAUUGAAGGGGUUUUCUGCAAAGAACAGUCCAUCAGGUGGGUUCCUGAGCCCAAAUCCAGUCGGCCGUCGGACAAGCCUUCUGGGCUCUGCAGGGACAUCAAUAGGGGGCACGCCCAACCGCCUCAGCAAUUUAAAAAAAGAAGGAGGCAUUAAGCUUCUGGACUUGACUGAGGUUCCACUUGGUGCAAGAGAGACAAAACGGAGAAAGAAAAUGGCAGAUCAAGAGGCGGUCGAGCAGCAGAGAAAGGAAAAGGAGGCUGCCAAGGCCGCCCAGGCAGCAGCCGGCCCCACCCCUGCUCCCUAUACACCAGAUUAUGCUGCGGGACUUAUCUCUCCAGCCACACCAGCUGGUCCAGUGGGUGUGGCCAGCACAGCGCCGGCCUUGCCUCAGACCCAAACUGUCUCCUAUGUUCCCACCUCCACACCGCGGGCACCACAACAACCCACACACAUAGUGUCCGUUUCCACCCCAGCCAGUAUUGGAAGCCUGCAGGAAAGGGACAGUCUACAGCAGCAGUUGCAGCAGCAGCUUGGCCAAUCACAGAUCAGGACACAAACUAUCCUCCCUUCCAUUGGUCAAACCUUCCACCAAGCAGCAGCCAAUCAAAAUCUGGCAUCUACUGUUGGCCAGCCUUUGCAGCCAAUCCAAACACAGCCUUUAAACAAUACGCAACAGCCAGUAAAUACACAGCAACAACAGCAGAAAAAAGCAUUAUCACUUACAAAAGAGCAAAUGAUUGAAGCUCAGGAGAUGUUUAAAAAUUCCAACAAAGUCACACGGCCGGAGAAGGCUCUCAUACUUGGGUUUAUGGCCGGUUCUAGAGAGAACCCAUGCCCGCAGCAGGGGAGUGUAUUGAGUAUCCGGUUAAACGAGGGGAAGGAGGUGGUCACCCUUCCUGACGAGACAACAAAACAGAUGCUUGUCGACACUUUCUUCCAAAUGAACUAUCAGUCUGGUGAUUGGAAACGGGUAAAAAAGUUCCGCGAAAUAGAGGAGAGCUGACGAGGGAAUAGGUUGCUAGUUCUUAGUUAACCUGUUACAAUGGUGAUGUUGCACCACUGAGUCAGCAUGGGAAGGAAAGAGAGAUCGUGCCAGACGGGGGUGGGAUAAACUUGUUAGCAUUGUAUGUGAACAAUUUUUAGCUGUUGUUGCUUGGGAUAAAUAAGUACCGAGGUUGUACUUCAUGUGGACAUAUGUUAUAAUCUUUAAGUAUUUUAUGUGUUUGAUGAGAAUCCGUAUCGGCAAUGGAGAUAACUCAGUGCCACUUAUAUCACUGAAAAGAUAUAUAUCAUCAAAAUGUAAGAUUAUGAUGUUUAAAAAAAUGCCAGAAUUGAAAAAUUGUCACCACUUGUGAUUCUGUCUCGUUCGCCAUCAAGGGCUAGCGCCAGUGGGAACCCUGUAAUGCACAUUGACAUUCAUGUGAUCAUGUUUUAUAAAUUCAUGUUGAAGUACAGAAAAUCAUCUUAAAGGAUCAUAAAGGAUUGCAUGUUUUCAUUACAUUCAAGUAAAUUGUACAUGUGCAGUGUUGAUGUUGUUCUUGUAUGUAGGGUUUUAGCCAGGUUUUUAAAAAAUACAGGGUGCUGCAGAAGAGGGAGACAGGUGCUAAGGGAGAAAAUGGCACAUUGAAUCAGGCUGUGAAGAUCUUGAACGUAUAAUGAACUUGACAGAAAAUAUUAGGGAUUGUGUUUAAUUUGAGUAAUAUAAGAUUUCAACUGCAAUAUAUGUAAAAUUAGGUUUCACUUAUAAUCAUAUGUCAGGUUUAAAUUGAAGGGAAAUAAAACAAAAAAUGACUAAAGUAUUUAAGUCUAUGAAGUGUUAGAGCAAGGGUUAGGGUUAAGGUAGAAAGGUGCCCAUGCUGGUCUUCCAUAUUUCUUCAGCUAAAACCCUACAGCACAACAUGAAAGGUGCUCCACACUCAUCUAUGUACAUGUAUGUUUUUCGUACUACAUGUCAUGUAUCUUUAGUGCGCUACAUGUAUGUUUUACAUACCACAUGUACAAUGAUGUUUUGUGUACUAUAUGUAUGUUGUGGUAUAUCUUUCAUUGUACUGAUUUUCAAUACUUCUGUGCAAUGUUAUCGUAUAUAUCUUUAUAAUAUAGUGUAUUAAAAUCGAGAAGUUUUCUUCAAUAGAUGAAUAUGAGUCUUUGAUAGUGUAAUAAGUAUCAUAUUGAACGACCUUGAGUGUGAUAAACUCGAUCAUAAAUACUAAUUUGAUUAUUUACAAUGCAAAAUACAGAAAAUGUUGCUAUAAAGUGCAAACAUUUUCAAUGCUAUUCAUUAUGAUGUCUGAACAAAAGUUAUAACACUGGUUAAAAACACUGUUGGUUAUAUAUCAAAUAUAUAUAAUGACGUAAUUUAUUGAUGGCGUCGUCAUUUAUGAUAUAAACAUGAUUGUAUAAAUCAUGACUGUAAGAUGACAAAAGGAGAGCUGGUCCAAGCAUUAGGCCCAUACUUUUGUUUUAGAAUUUGCUGUGUAGGCAAUAUAUUGAUGUCUCUUUUUCAUGUUGUUUGUCUGUGGUUUUCAAUCAGGCCAUGCAAAUUAAUUAUUUGUCUAGUGUCAUCGGUAGGUUUCCAGCGAACAGAAUAAAAGACAUAACAUUUACCAAAAUCAAAAGAAACAUGUGUGUUGUCAAACCUGCUUGCGUUGACCUUGAUCAAGUCACAAUGGCUGUUCAGUGUAUGUGAUAGUUCAUUAGUGUGUCCAAUUUAAGCUUCUCUGUGCUUUAAACUACCCUGGCACAAAUGUUCACCAUGAGAAGAGGGAAUGCAGCAUGCAUAUAAAUAGGCUUUUCAAAGAUCAAGAUCACACGCAGGGAUCAUUGGUCAGAUUUUUUUAUUGUUUUUUUUGCUUGAUUGUCAUCACUGUCAUGCAUAGACAUCAAUUUCCCAACAAUAACAUUCAAUUAUUGUGACCAAGCAGGCUUGACAUUUUACAACAAACAUCGUCCAGAAAACAACAUUAUAUAGCAUAAACAGAGCGUAGUACAAAGGUUCUAAAUGUAUGGAACAGCAAAUAAAUAUGAUACUUCAUCUGUUACUAGUAUAUCAUUGAUGAAAUCUGCUGUCUAAGCCAUUAGUUGUAGAGAGAAUGAGAUUUGUUUUUUCUAUGGCACUUUUUGGUGUUUUCCUGCAAGGUAGAUUGGCUUUGAACUGGAACCUGGUACUUAGCAUAGAAUCAAUUUGGUUGGCCUAUUGUUUGUUAUAUAUUGUACCGCAUGUUUGAACUUGUGCAAUAACCAAUUGUAAUUUAAGGAGAUAUUUCCUGACUAAUGUUAUUGGUACUCAAUUUUUGAAUACCUGUAUAUAAAAAGGCAGUAGAUUUUUGCUUUGUUCAAUAAUGGACAGCGUCAAAAUUGUGUCCCAUAGUUUUCUUGUGUUUGCAUCGAAACAUGGUGACCACAUAGGGAUUACUUUGCCUCCCGCGAGUCACCCUAAUGUUUGCAAUCAAUACCUUCUCACUGAUCCACGUAGUGUCUUUCAACUUAGUAUGCACUGCGGGUAUGGUCAGAAGAUGACGUCUAUUGAGUUUGAGGUCAGUGCGACCUUGAUUAGAAAACAUUAUGGGUGCUCACGACCGGAAAUUCGUGGAUUCCUCGUUAAUAAAACAAUUUCCUUUCCAUUUCUCUGAAUGAUGUUGCUGACAUUGUGUCCCAGCCCUGUACAGGCUGAUAUUUAAUUUAGAAGUGGGAGCGGGGCUAAAUUUCAAAACAGUGAAACUUAUCAGUGUCCCAGCCCUGUACAGGCUGAUAUUUAAAUUAGAAGUGGGAGCGGGGCUAAAUUUCAAAACAGUGAAACUUAUCAGUGUCCCAGCCCUGUACAGGCUGAUAUUUAAUUUAGAAGUGGGAGCGGGGCUAAAUUUCAAAACAGUGAAACUUAUCAGUGUCCCAGCCCUGUACAGGCUGAUAUUUAUGCCCCCUUUUGAAAAAAGUGGGGUAUAUUGUUUUGCACAUGUCGGUCGGUCGGUCGGUCUGUCUGUCGGUCGGUCGGUCGGAAUACCAAAUGGUUUCCGAUCAAUAACUUGAGAACGCUUUGACCGAGGGACCUCAUACUUGGUAUGUGUAUUGGUCAUCACCAGCAGAUGAACCCUAUUGAUUUUGAGGUCAGUGGGUCAAAGGUCAAGGUCAGUGUGACCUUUACAUGAAAAACGGUUUCCGAUCAAUAACUUGAGAACGCUUUGACCCAGGAACCUCAUACUUGGUAGGUGUAUUGGUCAUGACCAGCAGAUGAACCCUAUUGAUUUUGAGGUCAGUGGGUCAAAGGUCAAGGUCAGUGUGACCUUAACAUGAAAAACGGUUUCCGAUCAAUAACUUGAGAACGCUUUGACCCAGGGACCUCAUACUAGGUAGGCUUAUUGGUCAUGACCAGCAGAUGAACCCUAUUGAUUUUGAGGUCAGUGGGUCAAAGGUCAAGGUCAGUGUGACUGUAAGCUGAAAAAAGGUUUUCUGAUUGUCCAUAUUUUAUUUAAGUGUCCAAAUCCUACUAACAAUUUGGCUCCCAAGGGGGCAUAAAUGUUUCACUAACAUCUCUUGUUAAUUUAGAAGUGGGAGCGGAGCUAAAUUUCAAAACAGUGAAAACUUGUCAAAUUUUUAUUUCACUCUUUGAAACAAUGGAAUAUAUCUUUUUAUUUCAGUAAAACAUAUCUAUAAAUCAGUUUGUUUUCUAGCAGAAGUCUUUGGUAAAGAAUGUUUGAGACGCAUAAUACUUAUAUUAAUGAUUUGUGUCAAGAGAAUGCAACAUACAAUGACUGACAUGUGUAAUAAUAUUCAUGCAUGUGGUCACUCUUUUAGCUCAUUUUGCUGCUGUUUAGUUAAACAUUAUUUUUAUGUUUAGUGUGAUUUCCUUUAUGUAUGAGUCUUAAACAUAAGCUGUGAAAAUAAAUGUCAAGAGUUUAUAGAAGUUUGACAGAUCUCCUGCUUUAUGAAUGCUAGUUGACAUGUUUUAUUUUAGUCAUAAAUUAUUAUAGUACAAUGUAUUAAACUUGUAUUCCCUUUUGAAAGUUUUUAUUAAGAUUUUUUUUAUUAGCAGGUAACCUUACUAUACAAGGGCACUUCCUUAGGUCUUGCAGGAGAUUUGUAGUGUACACAUUUGAUAACAUAGAAAUACUAUGUUCUUUUUUUCUUUUAUCAUUCACCAUUAGUCAUAAGGAAAGUGUUGAUCUGAUAAUCAUAUGUUGUUAUGUACAGUGACUUGAAGAUAUGUAUUGUAAUAAAAAAGUUAAAGACCA